UCUUCCUGGUUGGGCCCUGCCCUGAGCUGCCGCCGGGGAAACAAGCCGCAGGGACCGCAGCGACCCCCCCAAGCACCCCUCCCCCAGGAUGGCUGAGGAGAUCAUCACACCGGUGUACUGCACUGGGGUGUCUGCCCAAGUGCAGAAGCAGCGGGCCAAGGACCUAGGCCUAGGCCGCCAUGAGAAUGCCAUCAAGUACCAGGGCCAGGAUUAUGAGCAGCUGCGGAUGCAGUGCCUGCAGAGUGGGGCCCUCUUCCGCGAUGAGGCCUUCCCCCCAGUGCCCCAGAGCCUGGGCUACAAGGAACUGGGUCCCAAUUCCUCCAAGACCUAUGGCAUCAAGUGGAAACGUCCCAUGGAGCUGCUGUCAAACCCCCAGUUCAUCGUGGAUGGAGCCACCCGCACAGACAUCUGCCAGGGAGCACUGGGAGACUGUUGGCUCCUGGCUGCCAUCGCCUCCCUCACCCUCAACGACACCCUCCUGCACCGAGUGGUUCCACAUGGCCAGAGCUUCCAGAAUGGAUAUGCUGGCAUCUUCCAUUUCCAGCUGUGGCAAUUUGGGGAGUGGGUGGACGUGGUAGUGGAUGACCUGCUGCCCACCAAGGACGGGAAACUGGUGUUCGUGCACUCUGCCCAAGGCAACGAGUUCUGGAGUGCCCUGCUCGAGAAGGCCUAUGCCAAGGUGAACGGCAGCUAUGAGGCCCUCUCAGGGGGCAGCACCUCAGAGGGCUUUGAAGACUUCACAGGUGGGGUCACCGAGUGGUAUGAACUUCGCAAGGCCCCUAGUGACCUCUACCAAAUCAUCCUUAAGGCACUGGAGCGAGGAUCUCUGCUGGGCUGCUCCAUUGACAUCUCCAGCAUUCUGGACAUGGAGGCCGUCACCUUCAAGAAGCUGGUGAAGGGCCACGCCUACUCUGUGACUGGGGCGAAGCAGGUGAACUACCGGGGCCAGAUGGUGAACCUGAUCCGGAUGCGGAACCCCUGGGGCGAGGUGGAGUGGACGGGAGCCUGGAGCGACAGCUCCUCGGAGUGGAACAAUGUGGACCCUUAUGAACGGGAGCAGCUCCGGGUCAAGAUGGAGGACGGGGAAUUCUGGAUGUCAUUCCGAGACUUCUUGCGCGAGUUCACCCGCCUGGAGAUCUGCAACCUGACACCGGACGCGCUCAAGAGCCGCACCAUUCGCAAAUGGAACACCACGCUCUACGAGGGCACCUGGCGGCGGGGGAGCACGGCGGGGGGCUGCCGGAACUACCCAGCUACCUUCUGGGUGAACCCCCAGUUCAAGAUCCGGCUGGAGGAGGUGGAUGACCCAGAUGAUUACGGGGAUCGCGAGUCUGGCUGCAGCUUCGUGCUCGCCCUCAUGCAGAAGCACCGCCGCCGGGAGCGCCGUUUUGGCCGCGACAUGGAGACCAUCGGUUUCGCGGUCUAUGAGGUCCCUCCAGAGAUGGUGGGCCAGCCGGCCCUGCACUUGAAGCGUGACUUCUUCCUGGCCAACUCGUCCCGGGCACGCUCGGAGCAGUUCAUUAACCUGCGGGAGGUCAGCACCCGCUUCCGCCUGCCGCCCGGGGAGUACGUGGUGGUGCCCUCCACCUUCGAGCCCAACAAGGAGGGCGACUUCGUGCUGCGCUUCUUCUCAGAGAAGAGCGCUGGGACCCAGGAGCUAGACGACCAGGUCCAGGCCAAUCUCCCCGACGAGCAAGUGCUCUCAGAAGAGGAGAUUGACGAGAACUUCAAGGCCCUCUUCAGGCAACUGGCAGGGGCGGACAUGGAGAUCAGUGUCAAGGAGCUGCAGACCAUCCUCAACAGAAUCAUUAGCAAGCACAAAGAUCUGCGGACCAAGGGCUUCAGCAUGGAGUCGUGCCGUAGCAUGGUGAACCUCAUGGAUCGUGAUGGCAACGGGAAGCUGGGCCUGGUGGAGUUCAAUAUCCUGUGGAACCGCAUCCGGAAUUACCUGACCAUCUUCCGGAAGUUUGACUUGGACAAGUCAGGCAGCAUGAGUGCCUAUGAGAUGCGGAUGGCCAUCGAGUCUGCAGGCUUCAAGCUCAACAAGAAGCUGUAUGAGCUCAUUAUCACUCGCUACUCCGAGCCUGACCUGGCCGUCGACUUCGACAACUUUGUGUGCUGCCUGGUGCGGCUGGAGACCAUGUUCCGGUUUUUCAAAACUCUGGACACAGAUCUGGAUGGAGUCGUGACCUUUGACUUGUUUAAGUGGUUACAGCUGACCAUGUUUGCAUGAGGCAGAGGCUCAGGCCCCCCUUGCUGUGCCCCUCUCCUUCCUGUCUGCCAAGCCACGCCCUCCUGCCACACCACACCGGGCUGUGCCAGCUGCAAGUGCCUUCCUUGGAGCAGGGAAGUGGCUUUGUGCUCCCGUCCCUUCUCAGCCGCCACUGCUUAUCUGUCCCGGGCAGAGCUGUGUGGCCUCCCUGCCUGCGCCAGCUACGGCCCCAGGAUGGACUCCCCUGGCCCCUCCUGUCAGCAUGCCACAAGGCGGCUUCCGCUUAUUCCCGCCUCAGGGCAGGACUUCAGGGGGAACUGACAGCCCCAGGUCCCCCUGAUGUGUCCCCUCCUCUCACUCCAGAGGCCACCCACCUGGCCUCCCACCCACCUGGCCUCACCUGCAGACUUUAAGCUAUAACCACUAGCUCCGCACAGGCUGCAAUCUAGGCGUGCGGAGCCCCCUCCCGGCUGGGAUAGCCCCUGGAGCUGGGAACGCCUGUGCCUUCCUGUGCAGCAGGCAGUGCCCCCUCUGCCCCACAGCCCUGCCCUGCCGGACCACCAGGAGCUGCCCAGCCUGAAGGGUGGUCAGGCCUUCCCUUCCUCCUUUUUUAUAUUGGUGAUUUUAAAAGGAACUCUUCUGGGACUGGUGUACUGGUUAUGGGGGUGCCAGAGGCACUGGGCGUGGGGUGGGGAGGUCCCAUGUUUCCAUGCAGUGGAACCCCAAAUAAUAAAGAAAAAGGCCUCAUAUUUA
Molecule: messenger RNA, 2965 nt
Organism: Galeopterus variegatus (Sunda flying lemur)
Lineage: Eukaryota; Metazoa; Chordata; Mammalia; Dermoptera; Cynocephalidae
Gene: CAPN1
Product: calpain 1, (mu/I) large subunit
Exons: 22
Coding region: 89-2233 (714 amino acids)
Biological process (GO): proteolysis
Cellular component (GO): cytoplasm
Molecular function (GO): calcium-dependent cysteine-type endopeptidase activity; calcium ion binding
Source: RefSeq, a predicted model, not a curated record